GUUUACAUCGCCAAUACAAAGUAAGAAGAAGUCAUAUUGAUCUCUCACUCACGUCGUCUGCGCAUGUGCACUUGAAAAGGACGUGCGCUCAUUGCAGGUUCCACUUGCGAUGAAGCUGAGCCUACAACGUCGCCAAGCUCAUGUCUGCUUGGCUCUGCCUCAUGUCCUUGUUGUCGGUGCUUUCACGACUUCACGAAUCGGGACAGCCAGCUGCAUCCUGCCUGCAUCUCUACCCCCCUUUUCAGCCAGUCAGCCCUACGAGUAUGACCUUCGGCACCUCCAGGCCAGGCUUCAGCUGGCGUUCUCACUGCGUAAGAUACGCAGUGUAAGUGGCUUUCGCUCACCUGCCGUAACUUGGGCCAAGCCACAUCCGAUAGCCUGGCUCUGGCUGGCAGCAUCUCCCGACACCUUUCCUUCACAACUUGAACCCAAAGAGCAGAUCCUGAAUGCUGAAUGUACGGAUACACCGACCAACAUGCGUACGCGAGCCAAUGAAAUGCUCGCCGAGCCGCCGUCAGUGCCUUGGCCCAUGCAGCCCUUUCUGCUCAGUGGGCAGGUCAGUUGCGAGGAAGCACAGUGGGAAAGCUUGCGAAUAUUGGAUAACCAUCAAUUACGUACAGCCCGGUGACUACCUUGCACGUAAACAUAACCCGAUGAUGCGGAUUCCCAGAGUAAACACGAUCCUCGAACGUGUCGGGAUCGCUCACACGUCAUUGCCCUAUAACUUUCCAUGCUCUACAAAUGUGAUUUCGCCCAUGCUGUCCCAAUCUUGAAUCAUCAUCAGCUCCGCCAGCAUACGUGCCAUGCUCCGACGGCGCAAGUCAUUAACAGAUAAGUAGGUAUAAGCCGGCUCCCUUUAGUGCUCAAGCAGGCGCAA
Molecule: messenger RNA, 877 nt
Organism: Emericellopsis atlantica
Lineage: Eukaryota; Fungi; Ascomycota; Sordariomycetes; Hypocreales; Bionectriaceae
Exons: 2
Coding region: 110-628 (172 amino acids)
Source: RefSeq, a predicted model, not a curated record